Sphaerodactylus townsendi is the source of this 1948-nucleotide messenger RNA. It is a transcript of the gene SERTAD1, whose product is annotated as SERTA domain containing 1. Lineage: Eukaryota; Metazoa; Chordata; Lepidosauria; Squamata; Sphaerodactylidae. The annotation marks the transcript as partial. The transcript has a single exon. The record is from RefSeq and is a predicted model, not a curated record.
GGAGGAGAUGGACCCUGCCCCUGCGGUGCCCUCCAGCCCCCUCUUCAGCACUGGAGCCUGCAGCGAGGGGAGCCCGACCUUCGACACCUGGUCCUGGUGGCCAACACACUCAGACGCGUGCAAGAUGAGAUGGAGCUGGCCUCUCUCUCCGUGCGGCAGCAAGGGCUGUGUGUGGAGGCGUGGCUGGAUGACAGCGGUUCUCUGCCUGGCCCUGGCCAGGGGCCUUGCUGGGAGCCUCCUGUGCUGCCACCCUCACUCAGUCCUGUGGAUCAGCUCCCUGCAAGCCUCCAGCAUGGGAUGUGCCUCUCUGUCUUCUCCAUCCUUGGAAGGACUCCCAAGACCAGCGGGAAGGGUUUCGGUGACCCCCUGUGGCCAGCCAUGGUCCAGGCUGCAGAUAGCCUGCUUGGCAAGCCGAGCCCAGAAUCUGGACAGACGGCCCCGCCAUGCCUGGCCCCUCUGGAGCUCAUGGGCCCUGGGCAGACCCUGCUACAGGAGAGCCUGGAUGGUAUCUUCUCUGAGGACAUCUAACAUCUCUCCAUCUAUGAUGCAGUGAUCUCAUGGCUCCCUGUGCAGCAAGGAGAGGCUCUGCUCUCUGGUAGCAAACUCCGAGGUGGGCAGGCAGGACUUUGCUGACUUGGACUACUUCCUCGAUGUGCUUGUGGGAACUGAGGGGUUGUGAGUACCCAGACACAGCACACCCCAAGCAUGGGAAUCUCUGUCUGGGCUGGUCCCUGGAUGAACGAUGUUCUCUGGUCCUCAGAACCCCCUUUCGGGGGUGGGUCUCAGCCUUGGGUUAGUGAAGCUGUGGCAAGUGGUGGAAUCAACCCAGCAGCAGCCUCCAUAAGAGCCGCUGGGAGCCUCCCCACAUCUUCUGUGGAGCAAUGCCAAGGACAAGGGCUGGGUCCAGCUGGGAAUGCAGCCCCCCUGACCAGUUUGGAGGGAUCUGCCAUUGUUGUUUUCCAAGGAGCUUGAGAGAGGAAGAGUCUCUUUUUUUUUAGAGGCUUGUCCUGGUAGAGUUAGUUCUCUUCUACUAACUGACCACUGGGCCAGGGUUGUUGGGCAAUAUUAUUCCUGCAAUACGUACUGGCAGAUGCCAACUCUCAUAUUUGUGUGUGUGCGUAGCAGAAGUCCAAACCAAAAACAGACCAAGUGCAGAAAUGCCUGCUGGCAGAAUUAAAACACUGAUUGAGUUACUCCAGAUAACUAAGGCGGGAAGUCUCAUGGACUGUAUCUUGAUUACCACACCAUAUAUCUCUAUUUAAGGCUUAGCCAGGCAUAUACCAUAGGAAAAUGGAUUUCUGGGAAUCCAUGGGUAACAUCCUCGCUGGGAAUGGAAGCGGGGCGCCCUUGCAUGGAGCUCCAGAGGCGGCCCCUCCCCUUCCCUACGAGGAGGCAGCCAGUCUCCUUGCUGGGAAUGGAAGCGGAGCCAGGGACAUAGGUAUAGAUUUUUAAUGGGGGGGAUCGGGGGCACCCCCUUUGGGAGUCCAUAACUUUGGACCCCCUGCACCAAACCUCACCAAACCUGGGUAGUAUCAUUACAAGAGUCUCUUAAAGAUACCCUAAAAGUUUGGUGUGCUGCUAGUCUAAUAACAAUUGCACCUCUGACAGCAGGCACCUCUCAAAUUUCCCCAGAUUCUCCUUUUAAAUCCACCCCCUUCAGGAGCUACAGAUCUUGGUCAACAGCUAUUACAGAGUGUCAAAUCAGGUUCCUGCCAAGACAGUGUAAACAAAGCAGAGUUUCACACACACUAGCAGCAAAAUUCCCCUUCCCAGGCAGAAAGCCAGAAACCUCCGGCGGGAACCUCUCAAGGUCGAAACGGACACACUCACCACAACCUUACACCACCACCCUCCCCACCCCCAUGGGAGUGCUGGGGCCUUUGAUGCCUGACUACUGAUCCCCCAAUCAGAAAGUUCGUGACUCUUCCAGUAGGUGGGGGCAAGCACA